This is a messenger RNA of Paramecium sonneborni, 438 nucleotides long. The record is from the annotation of a GenBank genome assembly. Lineage: Eukaryota; Ciliophora; Oligohymenophorea; Peniculida; Parameciidae.
AUGUAAUACUUCAAACAAAAAUUAAAAGCAAUAUAUCUAGAUUGUAUCUAGUAUUUGGAAGUAAACUUAUUCAUUUUAAUACUAGAAUUCAAAAACUUUUAGACUAGAAAUCAAUUUAGAUCUCUUAUGUAUUAAGUUAAAAAUAUUUUUUAAUUAGAUCACUUUAAUAUCCAGAAGAAGAAGAGAUUUAUGGAAGGAAAAAAGAGAGAUUUUAAAUAAUGUUAAAGAUACUCUAUUCUAGAUAUUUUUGGAUUUCUUACAAAGAAACAAAAUUUAAGAAAUUUGGAUCAGGAUGUGAAAAAAAAAUCAAAUAAAAAAAUAUAAUUAAAAAAAUAGAGAAACAUACUAUUCCUAAGAUGCAUGAGAAGAAAUCAAAAUGAACUGAUUAGAAAAAUACAAUUAGAGAGAUAUCUGAUGAAAUUUUAUAAUUUUUAGUGA